This is a messenger RNA of Drosophila novamexicana, 11203 nucleotides long. RefSeq names its product mucin-4 (gene Bicra). NCBI's taxonomy places the organism in Eukaryota, Metazoa, Arthropoda, Insecta, Diptera, Drosophilidae. The transcript has 11 exons. The record is from RefSeq and is a predicted model, not a curated record. Gene Ontology annotation, cellular component: SWI/SNF complex. Gene Ontology annotation, biological process: positive regulation of DNA-templated transcription.
UAAUCUGGAUUUAUCAAGCGAUUUUUUAUUGUGACAGUGCAAUAAAUUAUUUAUCGAAAAAGCCAGUUGCAGUAUGUCCGCGUGUCUCGUUGCGCGCAAAUUCUAUGUGAAAAGAAAGUAUGGUCAACAGUCAAUGCAAUCUAUGCAGUAAAAUGUGUAUUUGUCUGUGUCUGUGUGUGUGCGUAUGUGUUUUUAGUGUAUAGAAUUGAAUAAGCAGCAGCAUAAGCAAAGAAAGUUAAAAGCAAUAGCAACGGUAAAGCAACAAGGAGAAGAGGAAGAAGAAGACAACGAGCAGCAACACAAAUGAAGCAAUACAAUUUUCAGUUCAAUUUUAAACAUCAAUUGUCUGUCCCGAAGCAUUAAACAAGGCUCAAAAAUUUUUGCCAAUGAGUCGCAGACAGUCAUUGGAUCGACCAGGAAUAUUGUCUCCUCCGGGUCCGUUUCUGACGCCCAGUCCAUCGCCAUCGAUCUCAGCUAGUCCACGCCUGCAACCAUCACCAUCUCUAUCGCCAUUCCCACAGGAUGUGGUGCUCGUAGCCGGUGGCAACGCAAUAAACGCCAACAGCAAUCCACAGGACCACGAGCGCAAGGCGGCGACGCCUGGCAGGCGACAAUCCAUACAUCAGUUCACAAAUGGCAGUCCCAAUGCCGGCACCGUUGUCUUUCAACCGAGUCCAUCACAGUCACCGGCCGCUGCCACGACGGUCAUUGGCGUGACAGCUGGCGGUCUCAUAGCCGCCGCCGCUGCCAGUGGCCACAAUAAUGCAAUCGGCACUGAGCUGAACGCCACGCUUGUCGGCUCCAAUAAUAUACAACUGAACAAGAAGGGCAACAAGCGGACUGGACAGCAGCAGCAACAACAGCAUCAGCAACUACAGCAGCAGCAAAUACAACAUCAGCAGCAAAUCUUUAGCACCAGCGCAGCGGCGCCCACCUCAAUCUGCUCGACGGUAGCCGGCGGCUAUGGGCAACCGAAUGCAACGGCAAUCAGUACGCCCAUUUCGUUUGCGACAGCAAAUGUGGCUAGUGGCCCAAAAGGUCAAGCGAAAAAGGGCGCCACAUCGGUACUGAGCCAACAGCACCAGCAGCAGCAGCAACAUCAACAACAGCAACACGUGCAGUUUCAACAGUAUCAGAGCAGUAGUCCGCUGAUAGCGGAUAGUCCUAUUCCCAGCCCCAGCAACGCGAUUGCUGCUGCGGCUAUAAAACCGCCAACGCCGCAGCCUCAAACCGUUCAGAUGCUUCCACAGCAGUUCACCAUCACCAGCGGGCCGCAGCAGCAGCAGGCGCCGCAGCAAGUGUUUCAGUUCAUUCAGGGCCCUCAGGGUCAAAUCAUAGCCACCACACAGCAGCAGCAACAGCAGCAGCAACAACAACAGCAGCAGCAGCAGCAGCAUCAUCAGCAACAGCAGCAGCAACGUUAUACCAGCAAUGCAGGCAUUGCGUUGUCCACAGCGUCCACGAAGGCGAGCAAGGCGCCCCAACAGAUACUGCCUAAGCCACAACAGGAACUGGGCUCUCAGCCAAUGCAACAGCUGUCGAAGAACAAAAAUAUCAGUAACAGCAACGCACAAUUACCGCAGAUCUCGCAGUCGACGCAGCCACAACAGGCACAGCUUAAUGCUGCAGCCAACAAUGCCAACAACCAACAACAACAGCAGCAGCAAAUUUUGCUGCCAGCGACAGCAGCACAACCACAGCAAUUGCUGCUGAAUCAGAUGCCCGUGCUGGUGCAGCAGAAUCCGCAGGGUGUGCAGCUCAUAUUGCGUCCACCCACGCCACAGCUGACGACGCCCUCGCUGGUUAUACAGAAUUCGCGUGGACAGCCGCAGCUGCAGCAGCCGGCACAACAGCAGCUGCUACGUAUUGUGGGCACCAAUGGAGCCACCAUGCAGUUAGCCGCCGCCACACCCACAUUUAUAGUGUCCUCGCAGGGCAACCUCAUUCAGCAGACGGCUGCAGCCGGUCAAUUCCAAAGCGCCAUAAAGACUGGCACGCAGCUAAGCGGUCUGCAUGCCGCGCUGGCGGCCCAGACGCCACGAUCUCAGCCGUUUACCACAACGGCCACCAUCAACACCCAGUUACUGGGUCAGAGUGUUGCGGCACAGCUGCAAAAUUUACAGCUAGCCGCUGCAGCGGCUGCCAAUGGCAAUGGCAUUGCCCAGAUACAAAUGCCGAAUGGUCUGGCGGCCAUUUCGCAGCUGCAACAGACGCUGGGUGGCGCCACCAUCAAUCUGAAUCAGUUGUCUGGUGCGCACUUGCAACAGAUUGCCAGCGCCUUUCAGACGCCGCAGCCACCUCAGCAGUCCACAACGUCGGGAGCGACCAGUGGAAACGGCAACAAUUCCGCAGAGCUGUUUGCUCAAUCCUCGCCAGCGCAUGUACCGCUGGCUGUUACACCGGAGCCACUGCGUCAACCGACGCCGCAGCAGCAGGCGGCCAUGGCCACCAUACAGCUGCAGCAUCAGCAGCAACAGCAGCAGCAAGCGCAAAUACAUCAACUGCAGCAGCAGCUGCAACAGACACAGACGCAGGUGCAGCAGGCACAACAACAGCAGCAGCAACAACAUCAACAGAUUGUAGAGCCCAAGAAGAAGCCGCGGCCCCGCAAAAAGAAGCCACCUGCGGCAACGGCAACGACACAGCAAAAGAUCGCCAUAUCUGCCACGCCCACUUCUACAACGACGCUUACACGAACGCCCACGCCGCAGUCGCAGACUCAAACGCAAACGCAGGCGGCACAGUUGAAGUCGCCAUCACCGCCGCCCACACACAUACAACGCGCCAGCAAUGGCAAACUAGAUCUCGGGGAUGUGAUGAAGUUCUGCGGCAUUACGGAGGAUGAUGACGACGACGAAGACUAUGGCAUGGAUGCAGUCACAAGCUCUGCACCAGCUGCAGUCAAUAACAGCACUGGCAGCAACGGCAGCGGCAGCAACAACAACCAUCAUGUUGAGGAAUCACUGUCAGCACCAGCACCGCCACCACCACCGGCGCCCUUAAGCAACGGAGUAGCAGCAGCUGCAGUCAAUGCGGCAACGGGGCCCAGUUCCAACGAUAUUAUGAUCUCCAUACCGAGCCAAAACGGCAGCGAUGGGCUGCCCUUCACGCUGACCAUACCGGCACCAGCGCCGGUCAACGAAGCCACCGAAAUACCAAAUAUCCUCAUUAAGAUUGAUCCAAGCGAUGCUGCGGCGGCAUCGUCCGCUGCCGCUGGAGCAACUGUACCACCGUAUACGCUAUCAACGCCGCGCCUGCCCACUGCCGAGGAGAUUCAACGGCAGGCGCAGCAACAUCUCGCCCAGCAGGCAGCCGCUGCAGCAGCCGCCGCUGCGGCUGGUGCCAAAAUCUGCACCAGCAUACAGACCACAACACCGGCGCCAACAAUAAGCUUCAGUCUGGGCACACAGGCCCAAACCAUAGGCAGUGUCACGCUGCAGCCAACCUCCGUUGCGGCAUGUAUAACGUUGACCACGCCCACGCCUACGGCAACUGCAACAACGACAGCCACUGCGCCUAGCGCGGUAACAGCAGCAACGACGGCUGCCGUUAAGCCGCGUCGCAAACCCGCCGUGCGUCGCAACACCAAAAAGCAGGAGAUGCUGAAUAGCAAUGCCAGCAACAUCAGCAACGCCAGCGGCAGCAGCAGCAACAAUAUGAACAAUAGCAUGAUUAGCAGCAACAGCACCACCACGACCACCAUCAGCAGUGGGAGCAGCAGCAGCAGCGCCGUCAACACUGUCAACACCAUCACCCUGACAACGCCUGUGAGCAGCAGCAGCACUUGCAGCUCCAGUAUAUUGCUGCCGCACGGCCUUGGACUGACAGGGAGUAGCAACAGCACCGGAAAUGGCAGCAACAGUACGCCCACAACCGUGCCCAGUCAGAUUGGCAACAUUCAGAUAUCGCAGGUGCAGAAUCAUCAUCAGUCAGCGAUGCCCGUCGGCAGCGCCGUAGAGAACAAGAUUCAAAUAAUGCCGAUUCUGCCGCCUGGAGCCACCGUUAUGGGCGGUGCUGUGCCAGCUGCAGGAACAGCAGCAACGGCAACAACGAUUGCUCCACAGCAAGCGCAGCUCGUCUUUCAGUCAACGCCAGCAACAGCAGCAUCUGCGUCGGAAACUGCCACAAUAAAGCUGUCCAGCGAUGGCCGCCAGAUGCAAUUGGUGGCCAUACCACAGGCCACGCCGCCGGCCGCAGCGGCACCAUUGCAAGCUGUCACAACGGCAGGUGGUGCCACUAUAUUGCCGCCACAGCUCACGGGCAUGCCGGGUAAUGUGUCCAUUUCCGUGGGUUCUCCUGCAUCCGCAGCGGCGCUAGUGCCGCAACUGACGGGCAGCCUAACACUGGCCGUGUCGGAGCACUGCGAGCGGUUGAUUUUGCGUCAUGAUCCAAACACGCCGCAGGAUCACCAAUCGCAGCUUAUACUGCAAGCAUUGCUCAAGGGCGCCCUGCCCAAUGUAACCAUCAUCAAUGAGCCAACGCGCAUGGACAGCAACAAGCCACCAGCGCCAACGCCCCCGCCUCCACAACAGCAGCAACAACAGCAGCAACAACAGCAGCAACAACAGCAGCAACAACAACAGCAACCCAAAGCACCAGCAACACCUAAGAGCGAAGUCAAAGUUACUAACAACAGAAAGCUGUCCACACCCGCCGCGCCCGCCAGCAAUCUGCUGAGCAACAGCAGCAGCGUUACCACCAACACAACCAACUCAAUUAAACCACCGACCAUGCCCGUUAAGACUAACGAAACUUUAAACUUUCCACAAUUGCCGUCAACGCCGCAAUUGCUCGUACAGCAACAACCGCAGCAGCAGCAGCAGCAACAACAACAACCACAUCAGCCACAACAGGCUCAGCAGCAGUCGCAGCCGCAGCCGCAGGUUAACAACGCGCAACGUUAUGUGGCGCUACCACCCAUCGAUCCCAGUACACAACAGUUGUUCUGCCUGAACAGCGUGUCAAAUCAGAUCACGGCCAUCAGCGCUGGCCAAACGGCGGCAUCAAUUGGGCCAACGGAGCGGCUGCUGAUAGCGCCCGCUGGCAUCAAUGCCCAACAGCUGGCGCAGUGCCUGCAGCUGGGUCAGUUACACUUUAACGAUGUGAAUCCUUUGCCGCCCACACAGCUACAGCAACAGCAGGCUACGACGACGUCAGCAACAUUGCCCAUUCCAUUGCGUCCUCAGCCACCGCAGCAGCAGAUCGUGCAUCCUAUACAGCCCAUCAGCAAUGGGCAUGGUCUCAGCCUGGGUCUGCCCAUCAGCACGACAACAACAACGACAUUAACCGCCAGCGGCAACACGACAAUGAAUACCACAACGGUGACCAAACAGGUGGCCAAUGUAGCGCCCAUCAUAGACCAGAGUAAAGCCAAACUAGAGCCAGCAAAGGCGACGGGUACAAGCAGCACGGCAACAACUGCGACCAGUACAGGCGCCGUGGCCAAAAAGAAGCCUGUGCGUAAGCCCAAGACGACUCCGACGGCAGCCGAGCUGGCCAGUCUAAAGAAUGCCAGCGUUGUCAAGCCCAUGCCGAAGCUUGAUCCGCUCUCGCAGAAACCUAACAACAAUCCCGUGCAAAUAGUGCAGCCCAAUGUGGCAAGCGGCAAGCAGAUGAUUGUUGUUGUCAGCUCCAGCGGCGGACAGACAACUACCACAACAACAACAACCAUAAUGAGCAAUAGCAUACAACCAUUCCAGACAACAAGCGGCACCAAGUUGGUGGGCGUCACAGCGCCCAUGCAGCAACAGCAGCAGCUUCAGCAGCAACCUACAGGGACAGCAGCAACUGUGCAGCAGCAGCAACAGCAACAACAACGCGGCAGCUUCAGCUUAACAGCAACAACUUCAACGCCUAGCUCUGUGGUCAGCAGCAGCAGCAGUAGCAACAGCAGCAGUGGAGUAGCAAUAGCAGCACCAGUUGUGACGCAGUUACAAUUGCCGGCACAGAUGCAGCAACAGCCUAAACAACAAACGCAACAGCAGCCGCAACCCGCACCACAACAACACCCUCAACAAAACACAAUUUCGCGCGUGCAAACGAUUCAAUUGACACCACAAAUGCAGCAGGUGUUCCGCACGGUGCAAAUGCAGAUACAGUUCCUUACCAUAAAACUGCAGAACAAGUCCUUUGUGCCCACACUGCCAAUUUCACCAGAUGUGGAUCCCGCAGCAAUUGCCAUGUACAACAAACCUAUGUCGGAUGCAGAGAUCAAUUUGGCGCUGCAGCGUUUGUUUGCGGAACAGCAUCGCAUCUUGGCUUCGGGCAAAGAGGUGCCAACGCCGGAGGGCAUGAUUCCAACGCCCAAUGCAAAUGGCAGCUUUAGCCUGAUGCCACAGCAAUUCCAGCAAGUGCAGCAGCAACAACAACAACAGCAACAGCAGGUGCCACAAUCUACAGAAACACUGAAACCAACAGCUGGGGGUGUUAUAUUAGCAAAUGUGGUGCAACCGAACAAUCAUUCCACCACCAGCACAGCUACUGCUGCAGCAGCUAUCAAUGCGCAGCAACAGCAGCAGCAACAACAGCAGCAGCAACAACAACAGCAGCAACAACAGCAGCAGCAACAGCAGCAACAACAGCAGCAACAACAACAACAACUGAAUGUAGCUCAGCGCAUACACAUUUAUCCCAUGCAACAUCAACAGCAACAGCAGUUGGCUAACAAACAAAAGCUAGCGCAGCUGAAGCAGCAACAACAACAACAACCAGCGUCCGUUUGCAACCUGCAACAGCAACAAACCCCGCAAGCUAAACCAAAGGAGCAGCCAUGUCGCAACAAAUCCAAUGCGUCUAAUCAACAGCAGCAGCAACAACAACAGCUAACGAAUAUAACAGUCAACAUGUUACAACAGAAAACGAGCAUAAUGUCUGUGCCACUGCAGCAGCAACAGCCACAACAGCCCGCCACCUGCUUAAAAAACGGACCCCCACCGCUCAUCUUUGCAAGCUCCACCAAUCUGUUAUCCAACAGCAACAGCAGCAAUAACAAUAACAGCAAUAGCAGCAGCAACAGCAGCAAUAAUAGCAGCAACAUGCAAGGCGGCAUGUUAGCCAUGCCACCAUUGCAACCGCAACAGCUGCAACCCCCACAACAACAACAGAUACAGCAGCAGCAACAACUACCGCCGUUAUCGCAAGCACCACCAGCGGCAGCGACAGCGACAGCGUUGGGCAAUUUAAUUGCCCCAACGCUACCAACACUGCCCGUAUUUUUGCCGACUCUGCCCGUGCCGAAGCCGGAGGAGUUGCUCCCCACACCAAAACCAAAAAUUGCGCGCCUCUCCUUGUUUGUGCGCCAAUUGGAGGUGGAUCAGGAGAGCUGUCUGAAGCCGGACUAUGUGAAGCCGUUUCGCACCAAGGACGAGGCGGUCAAGAGGCUAAUCAGAUAUCAUUGCAUGCAUGAGAACGAUGUGGAGCUGCACUCCGAUGAGGACGAGGAAUUUGAGGCAACUGCUCUGGGCUUUCGCGAUAAGUUCCGACAGCUAAAUGGAAAAUUCCAGGAAAUUCUAUUGCAGGAGUCAACGUUGCCGCAUCGCACUUCGGAGCUGUUGCAAGUGCAGCAGCUGAUGAUAGACGAUCUGAAGGGUGAGAUCAGUGAUAUACGCAACGCGGAGAAGGAGCUGUUGGAGAAGGAACAGCAGCACCUCAAAGAGGAGCUGAGAUCUGAUGCAAUAACCGAAUAUGAACCGGAAAUGGACACCAAAGUUAAAGAUGAAAUCAAAUCGGAGCCAUUGGAAAGAAUGUCUGAAUCAGUAGCACAGUCAACAGCAGCAGCAGUUGUGGACAAGUUUGAUCUGCUUAAGAAUAGUGCGGAUGUGAACAAGGCAUACAACAAGCCCCAGCAGCAGCAACAAACACAGCAGCAACAUGUUAAGCGGGAGGAGAAUGGCGAAUGGCAGGGCCAGCCGGAGGCUAGCAGCAAUAACAAUGGCUCUGCGAGUGACCCUGUUAAGAAAGAGCAUCUCAACAGCUCCAAGGACAACCCUGAAUAUAUAAAAAAGGACUACGACAACUUUGAUAUCGAAUCGGAGCUGACGCCCAGUUUUAUUAUGAAGAAAGUGGAGCAAAAAAUGCAGACAACUGGUGUAAAGAAUGCUGAGAACUGUUACGCCGACAAUGUAUUGCAAGAGGAGCAACAACAGCAACAGGAGCAACAACAUCCACAUCCACAGCAGCAGCAGCAGCAGCAGCUACAACAACAUGUUAAAAGUAAUAACAUCGGCCAUGAAGAUCAUGAGGAUGGCUGGUAUUGUCUUCAAAAAGAGCUUAAUCUGAUGAGCAAUGAGGCAUUGCAGUCACAGCAGCAACAAAAUGCAGCACUGCAACAUGCUCCGCAUCAGCAACACUUGUCACAGCAACAUCUGUAUGAUAACAACGCCGGCAGCCUGUUGAGCAAUGGCAAUCAUCUGUCCGAUCUCUUUCCCAAUGGCUGCAUUGACAAGAGCAAUCAGAGCAAUAGCAAUAGCAGCAGCAACAGUAGUAGCAGCAGUUGUGGCGGUGAUGUUGGCGGCAACAGCAGUCACGCCGGCAACAACAACGUGCCUAUAGGCAGUUCCUCAUGCAGCCAGCAGCGUCAACAGCCGUUGGCUAUGCAAGCAGAUCAACCGAAUCAUCAUCCGGCCAUCAGUGAGUUCUUUAGCAGCGAUUCGGAUGUACAAAAGUCAGUGGAGACGCGCCUGGAGGCUAUGUUCGGUGAGUCGCCGGUAGAUUUGGAUGUGAAGAAUAGCAGCGACGCGCACGACAUUGAAUCAAAUCUGGAUGAGAUAUUUGGCGAUGCAAAAUCGCCAACAGCGAGCCACAAGAACAAGCUGAAUAUUUGGGCGGCAGAUGCUGGAUUCAGCGCCGGUUACAGCACCGAACAGCAGCAACAGACGUACGCACACCAACAACAACCACAGCAGCAAUCACAGCAGCAACAGCACCACAUUGAGCUCAACUGCAACAAUAACCCGCGUUGGAUGCAAAGCAUGGAGGCCCACUACAGCGACUAUAUGUCCAGUAACACCAGCACAGUUGAUGGCCAAGCCCACAACAUGCUGGUCAAUGGGGAGACACGCAAGCGCCAUUGGAAUGGCCAGUUGAUGGGCUCGAGCAGCGACUUGGAGGAUGAAAACAGCAGCAAGCGCUUGUGCACGGCUUCGUCAACGUCCUCGUCGCCCAUGUCGUCGCAGCAGCAUGUGCAGGUGCCGCAACAUGCCAUGCUAGAUGCUGAAAUGUUAGCGCUGCACGAUGGCAUGGGUGUGGACGGCGUGACCACUAACGGGCCCGCUGCCUUUUCGCAAUUGCUAAUGGAGGAGCAACAUCAGCAGCAACAACAGCAGCAGCAGCAACAACAACAACAGCAGCAACAUAGCUUUGCCAAUCAUCAGGCUUUCGCGAACUUGUUAGAUCCACAGCAGCAACAGCAACAGCAGCAGCAGCAGCAACAACAGCAGCAUCAACAUUACCAGCACAGUAUGCAACAACAGCUCCAGCAGCCACAGCAGACGCAGUUACAUGUAAAUCACAUGGGCGCCAAUUCAGUGGUGACUGGCGAGUACGACGACGAUAUCAGUCGGCAUGUGGCUAGUGCCAUAGACAGCAUACUGAACCUGCAGAACAGCGGUGAUUCGUUGCAGUUCUCAUUGGGCUCCUUUCUGGGCGACAGUAUACUGGACGAUCAGCGACAAGCAGCCAAUUUGCCCAGCUGCCAGCAGGAGCAGGUGAACAAUAGGCGCCGUCAGCUGGGGGAGGAUAUGGGCGAUUGUCUAAUUAGUGGUGGUGCCGGACCAGCUGUUAGUGCUGUAGCUGAUGCCAGCGGCAACCUUUUGCUCGAUCAUCAUCACCAUCAUCAUCAUCAACAACAGCAGCAGCAACAACAGCAGCAGCAGCAGCAGCAGCUACUGCAGGGUCAUCUGGGUCAGCAACAGCCACAUCUGCAGCAUCAUGCGCAACUCCAUCAUGGCUUGUCGCAGGCACAGCCUCAGCAUCAUGCGCAGCUAAAUGACUUUAGCUGUGUGGCCGCUGGCCUAGAUGAUGCCGUCAAGUCGAUUAUGACCUCUUGACUUGGGCUGCAUACAUCCACAACAACAGUAACUGGAGCGGCACAAAAUAUAACUGCUGAGCUGCCGCCGGCGGCAACGGCAACAGUAGCCAACAGUCUUAUACUGGAAUUCAACGCGACCACCUUGUAAAGGACUGCCUAAGGCAAUGACACAUUGAUUGUAUAUUAAGCCCCCCCUUUUGCAUGUUAUUUGUUCUCUUUAGUUGUUGUCCACUGUGCUAAAUGCAUUUGGCAACAGUUGACACAUUUUAGCAUCCUGCUCUGUACAAUUUUUAUUUUCAUUUUAGAUCUAAGUUGAAUGUGUAGUAUAAAUUGUAUUAAUUCUUGUUUUCGUUUUUAGUCCAAUGUGUUUGUACAAUAUUUAAAAACUAAAAGAUAAUGACAAAACAGCCUGGUAAUUAUUUGUAUAAAUUUAUAGUCACACAAUCGAAUGCAUUAUUAAGGGACAGCAGGUCCUUAAAAGUCAAUAGUGAAAAGCAAUUAACGCAGAGAAUUGAAAACAAAACGACGAAUAGCAUGAAAUGCUUCUUAGAGAAGUAAACUGAAUGAAUUCUAAUGUAAUACAAAUUAUAUAGCUACAAUAAAUAAGUGAAAAAUGCCUAGACAAUUUAUUAAAAUUAUAUCUUAACUAUGAAAGAGUGAAAAGGAACGUAAACCAAUCAAAGAAACCUAAAAAAGUAUAAACCGAAAUUGCUUUGGCCUGCCGAAGAUUAGUAAAUACGCUUGCCGACGAACAAAACAGUAUUGUUUGUAAAGCCAAUUUACACUUAAAUUGUCCGAACCUUUUUACUGAAUUGUUGAUAGAGACUUUUAAUAUAAAGCUUUUCGUACACGUGAUCUGAUCUAAUAAGUUCCAAUGCCAAGUUACAGCUCCAAAACGGAGAGCAAAAAUACGUUAUGUUCAAAAAUAUAUAACACAGAUGGGCCAAAGCGCGUAUCUAUCAAGUGUGCCGCAUUUCGCGACUAAAUUAUUUCACGCGAUUGGUUGUGCUAUUCACAAUUAAGUUGGUUGGGAGGAAUAUGCCAGUCGAGAGAGCAUUCAAAAUUCGUAAUUAGAAUUAUGCAAAACAAUUGUAACUACGUUGCCAAUUUUGUUGAAAUGAGAACAAAUGCAAUACAACAACAAAAGUCGAUAUACAAUACAAAAAAAUUGAACAC